Messenger RNA from Stylophora pistillata, 2630 nucleotides. Its product is annotated as RNA-binding protein RO60. Gene Ontology annotation, cellular component: ribonucleoprotein complex. Gene Ontology annotation, molecular function: RNA binding. NCBI's taxonomy places the organism in Eukaryota, Metazoa, Cnidaria, Anthozoa, Scleractinia, Pocilloporidae. The record is from RefSeq and is a predicted model, not a curated record.
AAUCAGAGACCUCGCCGCGUCAGCCAUUGCGUCUUGCUGAGCCAAAGGCCUAGGAUACGUUUGAAAGAACGAAAUUUACCCCUCUAGACGCUUUUAGACCGAUAGCAAGGUGAUAAAAAAUACCUCAGGUCGGUCCGAGUGCAUCGUGUAAACGAAAGUGAAUUGAAAGGCUCGUAAAACCGAGUUUUUGACCAAUAAAGGAACAAGCGGAAGUAUCUAUAAGGUUCAUUCAUGGCUGAAGGACGAGCUCCUCAAGAUGUGGAAAUGGCGAAUGACCCCUCAAAUACGCCACAAUCGGAGCCGAUAGCGGCAAACCAGGUACGAAAUGAUGCUGGGGGAUUUGUAUGGCAAGUUGAUGACUUAGAGCGGUUUCGACGCUUCCUUGUACUUGGAAGCGAAGGCGGAACGUACUACGCGACGCAGCAACAACUUGGGCAACAGAACGCUCAAGCUUUAAUGCGACUUAUCGCCGAAGGAAGGGGUCCCGAAGCCGUUAAAAUCAUUGUCAAAUACAGUACUGAGGGUCGCACAGCUAAGCAAGACCCGAUAAUCCUGUCUUUGGCUUUGUGUGCUCGAUCGAAGCACAUGGAGACCAAAAGGGCUGCUUAUGCUGCCCUUGGCCAGGUGUUACGAAUUCCAACUCACCUCUUUAAUUUCGUCGAGAUCUGCGAGACCCUAAGCCAACCAUCGACUGGCUGGGGCCGAGCACAUCGGAAAGCAAUUCAACAAUGGUACAAUGGAAAGAAGCCACGUGGCCUUGCAAUGGCCGUAACCAAGUAUAAACAGCGUAAUGGCUGGUCACAUCGGGACGUUUUUAGACUUUGCCACGUGAAACCCACAGAUCCAGCUAUUCAGUUCGUUGUGAAGUACGUGAUUAAAGGAUUUGAAGCGGUGAAAGAAGAUGCAGGGAAGGCUGGAGUUAGCCAGGAUAUUACCUCCGUGUACACCUUUUUAGAAGCGGUAGAAGAAGCCAAGACAUUGGGUGAAGACGAAUUGGUCAGCGCCAUUCGAAAGCAUGGGAUGGUGAGGGAACAUAUUCCCACAAACCAUCUUAACUCCAGCCAGAUUUGGGAAGCACUCCUUGAUAAAAUGCCUAUGACAGCCAUGAUCAGAAAUCUUGGGAAAAUGACAAGUGUUGGUGUGUUAGGCCCCUUAUCAGAUGGAAUGACAAAAGUCUGUGAUAGGUUGAGGGAUGAGAUGAGUCUCAAAGAUGCUCGCGUUCACCCAUUUUCCAUUCUGUUGGCUCUGAAGCAGUAUCAAGCAGGUCAAGGAGACAAAGGAAAGCUUACUUGGCAACCAAAUCAAGCUAUUGUGUCAGCUUUGGAUGAGGCAUUUUACAUUGCAUUUAAGACUGUCGAGCCCACCAAUAAGAGAUAUCUUCUGGCUAUUGAUGUCAGUGGCUCAAUGUCUUGGGGGAAUUGUAAUGGUACAACCAUCACCCCAAGGGUUGCAUCUGCUGCCAUGGCAAUGCUAACAGCCCGGACAGAGCCACAGUAUCAUUUUGUGGGCUUUUCCCAUCAAUUGAUGCCUCUGAAUAUUAACUCCACUCAGAGGCUUGACACAGUUUUAAGAGUCAUUGAACAGGUUCCCAUGGGAGGUACUGACUGUGCACAGCCUAUGUUAUAUGCUAAAGAAAAGAACCUUAAGGUUGAUGUCUUUAUUAUUUACACUGACUGUGAAACAUGGGCAGGACCAGUGCACCCCAGUGAGGCCCUUAAGCAAUACAGGGUUCAUUCUGGUAUUGAUGCUAAGCUCAUUGUCUGUGCAAUGACAUCCAAUGGAUUUACUUUGGCUGAUCCAAAUGACAAAGGAAUGCUUGACAUGGCUGGGUUUGAUUCUGCAGCUCCUGACAUCAUCAGACAGUUCGUGUUGGGUUUCUAAACACUAAUUUGUAGCCAGUGCAAGUGCCUAUAUAUUUAAAAAGUAAUUUAGAUCUAGAUUUUUCAGUCCAACCUUUAAAUUGGGACAGGUGAGUGUUAUUUUGAGCAAUUUUUAUCAACAGUUUGCUUUAGACUGUAGAUUGUACUACCAUAAUGGUAGAUUUAUAAGUGUAUUUCAUAUGCAUUCAACAUAUUCAUGGAACUUGUAUAACUAUGUGAUUUGAUAUUCCUUGCAUUAUAUUCUUUGGUAUAAUUAGCAAUAAAGUACGACUGCAAUGUUGACCAACUUAACAGGCCAGUCCUAAGAUGUAGAGCCUUAAUCUUACAUUUACUGUAUUGUUUGUUGAACACUUAACUUCUAACAUUUUCUUCACUUGAAUAAUAACAAAGGCUUGAUAAGAGUGUUAGAUAUUGAAAUCCCCCCCCAGAGCAGCAAAGCUCAAACUGAUUAAUAGCUUAUUUCAUUCUUAGUCAUUCUUUAUUUUUGCAUAGAACAGGAUGUGCCGGUCAUGAGAUUUGGGACAGCAACUUUAAAGAUGCUCUCAGAGCACUCUUUAUCAUUAUUACCCCAAGUAAUGUAAAAAAGGAUAGUUGAUACUGUUUGUUCACAUCUACUCCUUCGGAACUAUUGUCAAGAUCACCUUAACUUUUACAGGCAAUUGUAGUUGUAGAGAGGAUUGAGCAUAGCAUCAUUAUGAUGCAGUGGAGGUCAAUGAAAGCUCAAAUCAAUAAAAGGUUCACUUAAGCAUG